This is a messenger RNA of Mesorhabditis spiculigera, 279 nucleotides long. Lineage: Eukaryota; Metazoa; Nematoda; Chromadorea; Rhabditida; Rhabditidae. The record is from the annotation of a GenBank genome assembly.
AUGCUCAAAAUCAACCAGGCCGAGUACUGUCCGUGGAUCGAAACGUCUGGAAUACAGGUAUUCGUUCACGCUGCUGAAGAAGACAUCUUCUCGGAAUCUGGCUGCAUCCGCUCGUGCUACCAGGAAGCCGUCCAAGAAAGUUGUGGCUGUGGCGGAUCCGCGGUAUCCGAUGGCAGCGACGGCGACAGCAUGAACCUGCGGAACGACAUCGACGCGUUGGGCGACCCUUCGACUUGCGCCAUCAUGUGCUGCCCUCAAGCUCCCGACCCAACGGGUCUA